Molecule: messenger RNA, 430 nt
Organism: Aspergillus japonicus CBS 114.51
Lineage: Eukaryota; Fungi; Ascomycota; Eurotiomycetes; Eurotiales; Aspergillaceae
Exons: 1
Coding region: 16-297 (93 amino acids)
Source: RefSeq, a predicted model, not a curated record
CGCGACUUGGCCGACAUGCAGGCGUACCUGGAGAUGCACGGCCGAAAGGCACGCGAAGCACUGCGCUUUGGCCCCCGCAUCAGGGCUUGUUUUGAUCGCUUGCGCAUGCGUCUGUCCGGUCUCUUCUUCCACGAGUAUUUCUGGGUUCCUUUCAGCCUCCUGGUCGCUCUUCUGGUCGGCCACUGCCUCGGCCUUUGGACUGGCCUCUCUAGCCGCCUGUUCGCUAACUUGCCCACGCUGCUGUACGCUCUCUUCUGCAUUCGCCUGUCCACUAUCCUGUUCAACCGGGUGUUCUGAUCUGCUGUUGCUCAUUGCCCCCCCCCCUGCUGCUGCGCGCACCUCCUCUUCUUUUCUAUUGUCUUUGCUCUCUCGGUUCCAUAUCUAGUGUUUCCUGUGCGGGAUGCCAAGACCUACCCUGUGGCUGAGGCUG